CAUCCAGAUCGGACUGUUGCGCUGAUGCGUCCCUUGUAUGGGAGGAAAUAUUAUCAAGUUUGACACCGACUCUUUAAGUUUUACUUGUAGGCAACGUUAGCCUACGUUUUUGAGCCGAAACAGGUGGACGGCAUUUUCCUGUAAACCCUGGUGCGCAAAGAAACCAUCCAAACAUGUCCAUGGAGCGUUCUUCAUCUGUGCACAGGUUUAGGAACUCCAUGCACAGACGAGUUGUCCAACUUGUCCAUCGACGACGUAGAGGAUGCGGAGCUGGCGGCCUACACUAUGCGGGACAUGCCGCCUCGCAUGGGUGGCAGCGGCGGGCACACCUUCCCCCGGGACAUCCCCACCAGGGAGAGUGGCAGCCGGCCCCACACCCCCACCUCCUCUCCCCCGCGCCUCAGCGGCUCCAUGGGCCGCAGCGGACACCUGGACCUGGAGCCCAUCAGCCUGCGCAGGUCCCACAUCAGCUCCCUCAGCUCUCUGGACUCUGGACCCCAAAGCCCCUCGCGUCCCAAAAGCCCCUGGGGCAAGCUGGACCCCUACGACUCUCUAGAGGACCAAGACAAGGAGUAUGUCGGCUUUGCCACGCUGCCAAGUCAAGUGCAUAGAAAGUCUGUGAAGAAAGGUUUUGCAUUCACUCUAAUGGUGGCAGGAGAGUCGGGCCUUGGGAAAUCCACUCUGGUGAACAGCCUGUUCCUGACAGACAUGUACAAGGACAGGAAGGUGCUGAACGCUGAAGAGAGGAUUAUGCAAACAGUGCAGAUCACCAAGCACACAGUCAGCAUUGAGGAGAAGGGGGUCAGACUACGACUGACUAUCGUGGACACACCUGGUUUUGGAGAUGCUGUCAAUAACACAGAGAGCUGGAAGGAGGUGGAGGACUACGUCGACCAGCAGUUUGAGCAGUACUUCAGAGACGAGAGCGGACUGAACAGGAAGAACAUUCAGGACAACCGCGUGCACUGCUGCCUCUACUUCAUCUCCCCUUAUGGACACGGUUUGAGGCCUCUGGACAUUGAGUUCAUGAGAGCGCUCCAUGGGAAAGUCAACAUCGUACCUAUCCUGGCCAAGGCAGACAGUCUCACCCCAGAGGAAGUCAAGAGGAAAAAACAGAAGAUUCGAGAGGAGCUUGAGCAGUUUGGUAUCCGUGUCUACCAGUUCCCUGAAAACGACUCUGAUGAGGAGGAUGAGUUCAAGCAUCACAAUCAAGAGCUGAGGGAAGGAAUCCCAUUUGCGGUGAUAGGCAGCAAUGUGCUGUUUGAGACUAAGGGCCGACGGUUCAGGGGACGCAUGUAUCCCUGGGGUGUAGUGGAGGUGGAGAACCCUGCUCACUCUGACUUCCUGAAGCUGCGUAACAUGCUGGUGCGUACCCACAUGCAGGACCUGAAGGAUGUGACGCGCGAGACGCACUACGAGAACUACCGGGCCCAGUGCAUCCAGAACAUGACGCGCAUGGUGGUGAUGGAGAGGAAACGCAGCCUGUACACCCGGAUGAGAGAGAGCGCCUCUGAGCUUCCCAUCCCCCUGGCUCCGGUGGACACAGAGACAGAGAGACUCAUAUGGGAGAAAGAUGAAGAGUUGCGGAGGAUGCAGGAGGUUCUGCAGAGGAUACAGGAGCAGAUGGAGAUCGCUCACAAAGACACAGGCUUCUAGACACACACACACACACACACACACACACACACACACACACACACACACACACACACACACACACACACACACAUCUGUUCAUGGAAAAGGUUAAGAGGGUGCUAAGCCCCCCACAUUUGGGCUUACAUUGCCCACGGGGACCCCGGUUCGAGUCCGGCCGGGGUCAUUUCCUGACCCUGCCCCAUCUCUCUCUUCCAGUCAUUUCCUGUCUACUCUCACACUGUCCUGUAAUAAUAAAGGCCAAAAAGCCUCAAAACAUACUAAAAAAAGGAAAAGAUUAAGAGGGAGUAAAAAAACAUAAAUCAGUGCCGGGAUGUGACAGUGAGGAGUUGACUGCAUUUGUUUGUGACUCUGAAAUGUGUGUUGCAUUUAUCUGUUAACUGAUCUUAUGUUCAAGCGAACGUGUGCUAUCAGAGAACAUUUAAAUCAUUCAGUCAUUUUUCAUACAACAUAUCUGUAUGAAUGGACAUGUUAUUGUUUUGUUUUUGGUCUAACAUUUUAUUAUUUAAAAUAUGUUUUGUAAUUCAUGUUUUAUUAUUGUUCUAUCAUUAUUCUGUUGUUAGUUCAUUUUAUA
Molecule: messenger RNA, 2230 nt
Organism: Engraulis encrasicolus (European anchovy)
Lineage: Eukaryota; Metazoa; Chordata; Actinopteri; Clupeiformes; Engraulidae
Gene: septin4a
Product: septin 4a
Exons: 13
Coding region: 286-1656 (456 amino acids)
Biological process (GO): cytoskeleton-dependent cytokinesis; regulation of exocytosis; intracellular protein localization
Cellular component (GO): synaptic vesicle; septin complex; microtubule cytoskeleton
Molecular function (GO): molecular adaptor activity; GTPase activity; GTP binding
Source: RefSeq, a predicted model, not a curated record